CAAGGGAGACGAUGACGAUAUAUAUCGCCUAUUAUUGUUCAUUGAGUUUCUUUUUUUUAUAGCCCCCCUCGGCCCCCACAUUACGAACGUCUGUUAUUUUUUUAAAGUCUAAGGAAGACAUCCUUUGACGUAGCGAGCCAAUCUCAAUGAUUGCGUGUCGAUUAAGUGACAUAGAGCUCAAAUUAAAGUUGCUCUAUGCCCCCGAAUCCUCAUACUAGUAUAUUCCUCAUUACGAAGUCUUAUUGCGUGACUGACUUCUCUGUAGAAACGAUUGUUAAUAUGGUUGAAAGAAUGGCAUAUUCAAUCGUGUUAUAAUGAAUUAUAAGACUAAAGAUAGUGUUCGAACCCGACCAUGGUGUAGUUCAUUUUUUUAUUUUUGUCUCUUUCCGCCUUGUGAACACUGGAGAAUCUUUAUCGGGCCCAUCGUGGAUUUCACUAAGCUCGUAAUGAUGCGACUGGAAGACAAACGGGUCCAGCAUAUCUAUAAAAAUUUCAAAUAUAACUCGAAUUUGAUCUUCCAGGAUGGCAGGCUGAUGUCUUCAUUGCGUCGGCUCUUCGACCGACCUAGUCUAAGCUUGGCCGACCAUCUCUAAAAUAUUUUAGAAGGGGAAUUACUCCAUCUUCCCCAACGCUACCUACGUUAAAAACACGGAGAAAAUUAUUUCUCCGUGUUCGUGGAUAUGUCGACUCCCGUCCCUCACAAUCCGGCCGCCCCAUCGUGGACCUGGCAGAACCAUAAUGGGCUUGCUAAAUAAGGCCAUCUUAGUGCUUACAGGGUGGACAGGGCCGAGCGGUAGAUUUUCUCAUUAUGAGACAAGUCUUUGUCGAUACAUGGUGGUUCAUAUGGAGUCUUAUGGCUAUACACCUUUACUCCGAGAGACUAGAGGUGAUCGCUAUGCGACCGAAGAGCCGGUCGUAUAGAAUGGCCUAAUCGCGAGCCUUCUGGGAGGACUUUUUUUUUAUGGGAAACUGGCCCCUAUUCAGACGUCGUCGACAUGGAGAAAACCCAGAAAACUCCAUGCUUGGAUCCGAGCUAAGCGCGAAUCCACGACCGAACUCCCAGUGUUCAGAUCUAGUCCGCUCAAAUGCGGGGACGAAGACCGCUCGGCGACUGGUUGGCAUGAUGCAAGUCUUCGAAAUGGCGCCCCUUAAAUGCUACUUAUGCCGCCUGCUUACGGUGCAGCCGCCUCUCUGCAUCAUAGCAUGCUCGGUCCUGAGAGCGGAAAGAGUUAAAAAAAAUAAACCCCUAACCACUCGGCCAUCCCGUUGUCAAUUUCCGAAUACAGGAUAUUUUAUUCAAAUAAUAAAAGUUUUAAAAAUAGUUUUAAUGUAAAUAAUAUACAUAAAAUAAUCGUUUAAAUAUUUUUAAAAUUAUAAUUAACAUUGACGAAUAUCUACAUUAACCUCGUUCACAAAGAAAUUCCUUCUGACGAGGUUAAUCACGCGAGAGUGUUUUCAAAAUAUAAACAACGUGGAGGUUUUUUUUAAUGCCUUAAACAGAAAUAAAAAAUCACUGAUAAAACAUCUGCCACUGAUAAAAAUCAAAAGUGCUGUGGAAUGAAACAACGUUUGCGGAAUGAACUUCGCAAUUUGAUUCCUAUUGAAGUUAGAUAUCAAGUUCGAAAGUUAUUAACUGUUUAUAAAGAUGGAAUACGUUUGGAAGAUUUUCUAGAAACUUUUGAAAAAUAUUUUAUGAAAGAAUUACCACUUGAAUACUUAGGAUUUUAUACAUUACAAGAUUUUUUGGCUUGCAUUCCACAGAUUGCGAAAUUAGAAAUCGAUAAUGGUUAUUCUGUCGUGCGACUUAGUGCUAGAAGUACUUCCGAUACUGUUUCGAGAAGUGUGCCAUCGAAAUCGGAUGACGUGUUUGAAUUGGCAUGUGGCAAUAUGAAAGAACUUAAAAUAGAAUCAGUUGACGAUGAUGCUAAAAAUGAUUCAUUUAGAAAAGGAGUUGUUAGUCAAGAAAAGUUUUCAAAAUUAAACAAGGAAAUUGUUAACAAUGUAUCUCCAGAUUAUUCGUUCCCUCCUAAAAAGAAAAUGGUACUAGACGAUGAAAUCAAAGAGAAUUUUCGACAAGUUUUAGCAUUUCAUCCUGAUGGAAUAUGUCCGUCCAGUUUCAAAAAAGAGUAUUUUAAAAUUUUUAGAAAACCUUUAUUAUUAUCUGACUAUGGUUUUGAUCAUGAUGAGACUAUGAUGGAAGUUGAGACUAUGGUGGAAGUUGCUUCUUCGUUACCUGAAAUUUUUAAAAUAAUUCGUUCUUAUAAAAAUGAUUUAUUAUUGUAUGCUUCAGAUAAAGUUCAACAAGAUAAAUCAAACAUGACUGCUUCUUAUUUGUAUACAACAAGUUCAUCUAUUGAUAAUUCAAUAAAAUUAAAUGUGAUAAAGAUAUUGAAUUCCUUAGAGAAAAUUUCUAUAGAAGAUUUAGAGAAAGUAUACAAAAUGGAAUUUCAACUUGAACUUCCUUGGUCUUAUUUAGGCUAUGACAACAUAGAAUCAUUCAUAGAAGAUCUGAUUGCUAAUAUUCCAAUUACACUUUCACAUGAAAAAGGCACUAUAUUUCUCUCUCUGAACUCAAAAACUGAUUUUACAGAAACAUCUAAUCCUUCUCAGUUACCAAAUGAAUAUGGUGUAGAUGUGGUACUUCCAGGUGAAGUUUAUAAGAAUCAGCCACUUCCGGAGAUUUUGGAACAGUUUAUACCAGUAUAUGUAUCAGAUGUAGACAGUCCUGAUCAAAUUUGGAUUCAGAUAAAGGGAAAAGAAACUACAGAUGCCUUAGAAAUUCUUAUGAGAGAUCUUCAGAAACUGUACAAUAGUAGGGAAAGUCAGAAAUACAAGAUGCCCGAAAAAUUUUGUGCUGUAAAUAAUAUAUGUGCUGCAAUAUGGCCUCACAAUAAUAACUGGCAUCGUGCUAUUAUAUCUGAAGUUUCUGAUGCUAAUUAUGUUGAAGUAUUCUAUGUUGAUUAUGGAACGAGAUGUAACGUUUGGAAACACUUUCUGAGAUUUCUUCAAAGAGAUUUUUUAAGUCUUCCUAUUCAAGCUAUUAAAGCAAGAUUAUCUAAUUUGAAACCUUUUAAUGGAAUACAAUGGUGCAAAAAGGUUAAGCAUAGACUACAAGAGUUGUGUAUUAAUAAAAGUUUAACAGCUUUGAUAACAAAUACACAGAUAAAAGGCAGAAUCUCUGUUUGUCUACGUGAUGUAUCUGGUGAUACAGACAUAAAUAUAAAUGAUACUUUAAUUAUAGAAAACUUAGCUUUGUUUAUUGAUGAUGCAAGAUACAGUGAUGACUCACAAACAAAUUUAAAUAUCCAAUAUGAAAUUGAUGGUGAAAUAUUUGAAGAGGAUGAUGAAUUCUGUGCUAAAUUAAAUGAAGCAAUUCAAAAUGUUGAUAUUUGAAAUUGUAUAUUUAUAUUAAGAAGAUAAAUUGUAAAUGAGAAUAUGGAAAGAAAUAAGUGAGUUUUUAAAUGUAAAAUAGGUAAUUUAUAUUAAAGAUGAAAUUUCUGUGUUGGAAAUUGAAUAUAUAUAUAUAUAUUUUUUAAAUCAAUUUUUUAAAAAAAACUUCUUAAAAGAUUAAAAAACUUCAAAGGUUGAUAUAGAAGACAACCAUCAUUUUUAGCUAUGGUUGAGGUGGAGAACACAUUUUAACAGUGGCAUGCCAUUUUUAUGUCAAAAGAUAGUCUGCUGUUUUCUACAAUUAUUAUAGACAAUAAUACUUCUCCAGAGUUUUAGCAUUAUCAUAAAUUUAUACCUUUGUUUUCAAAAAACAGUGGUGGUUCUCGAAAUUAUUGCAUUCUGAACGUUU
Molecule: messenger RNA, 3799 nt
Organism: Centruroides sculpturatus (bark scorpion)
Lineage: Eukaryota; Metazoa; Arthropoda; Arachnida; Scorpiones; Buthidae
Product: tudor domain-containing protein 5-like
Exons: 1
Coding region: 1558-3393 (611 amino acids)
Source: RefSeq, a predicted model, not a curated record